This is a messenger RNA of Dicentrarchus labrax (European seabass), 5260 nucleotides long. It is a transcript of the gene jak3, whose product is annotated as Janus kinase 3 (a protein tyrosine kinase, leukocyte). The transcript has 25 exons. Gene Ontology annotation, cellular component: membrane; cytosol; cytoskeleton. Bases 218 to 3553 code for a protein of 1111 amino acids. Gene Ontology annotation, biological process: cell differentiation; peptidyl-tyrosine phosphorylation; hemopoiesis. NCBI's taxonomy places the organism in Eukaryota, Metazoa, Chordata, Actinopteri, Moronidae. The record is from RefSeq and is a predicted model, not a curated record. Gene Ontology annotation, molecular function: ATP binding; cytokine receptor binding; non-membrane spanning protein tyrosine kinase activity.
UCCUAUUGAACUUCCUGUCAACACACACACACAACGUAAACGCAGAUGGUAAAAGAAGAGUGUCCUCGUUUACAUGAACAAAUGAUUGAGAUAUGGACUUCUGCUGUACAAAUGUAAAGCUACAGCAGAACAUGGUGAGCAGUUUCCUCUGAUACUGGGAAUCCCCACGAAUCUACAUUUGACAUUUCAAAACAUCAUUCAGAGUGAAGAAGUAGCCAUGGAUCUCAGUGAGGAGGAGUUGGCCCCUCUGGUGAUCAGAGACCGGGGAGGUAGCCAGAGGUCCAGUUCUAGCACCGGUCCCAGUUUACAAGUUCACCUCUACUUCUUCCCAACCACAAAGGAAGCAACAACAAUACAUAUUUCAUCUGGCCAAAUCUCUGCUGAAAAUGUCUGCAUCCAAGCAGGCAUAAAAUGUGGAAUCUUACCAGUGUACCAAAGUCUUUUUGGUUUGGCAUCUGCCGAUCUCUCAUUUUGGUAUCCUCCAUCACACAUGUUCAACACAGAAGAAAACUUACAAGUACACUUUAGAGUGAGGUUUUUCUUUGGCAACUGGUUUGGACAAGGGCCGAGAACAUCGUAUCGCUACAGUCUGACCCAAGACAGAAUGAGUCCGGUGCUUGACUACAGUGCUAUUGAUUACCUUUUUGCUCAGUUGCGAAGCGACUUUAUUGCCAGUGAAGCAGGAGUGUCUCCACCUUUGAGCGCCCAAGAGGAGUGCCUCGGCCUUGCAGUGCUGGACUUGUGGAGAAUGGCUAAAGAGCGCCAUCAGAGUGUAAGAGAGCUCUGCAAGACUGUCAGCUACAAAUCGUGCCUUCCUAAGUCACAUCGCCAUGAAAUCCAGAAACGAAACCGCCUGGAUCGUUAUCGCAUACGAAACACCCUCAAGCGUUUCUUAAAGAAGCUUGGCAACUGCUCAGUAGAUGAGUACAGCUUGAAGCUCAAAUACCUGAUUGAACUGGCUGGCAUUGAACCUUCACUAGGAACCGAAACAUUCCAAGUGAAUUCUUCUUCCUCCCAUUUGAAGGCAACUUUCUCCCUUGUGCGGGUCACUGGGGAAACUGGAAUUCAAACAAGUGAAAGUUGUCAUCCUGAUGGUGCUGAGUGGCAGACCUUCUGUGAUUUUAAAGAAAUCAUCGACAUCAGUAUAAAAAGGUUAAGCCAUGAGCAGGUUCUUCAAGACAGCAGGAUGGUAACCAUAACCCGCAAAGAUGACAUUUGCUUGGAAGCCAAGUUUCAGAGUCUCAAGGAAGCACUUUCAUUUGUGUCACUUGUUGACGGCUACUUCAGACUGACAACAGACUCUAGCCACUACUUCAUUCAAGACAUUGCUCCUCCAAGUCUUCUGGAGGGGUUAAAAAACCAUUGUCACGGCCCAAUCAUAUCAGAGUUUGCAGUGAACAAGCUGAAAAAGUCAGGAUUUAAAGGUGGUACGUUCCUUCUGCGACAAAGUCCCAAGAACUAUGACAACUUCUUCCUCACUGUUUGUGUUCAGACUCCACUUGGACUUGAUUAUAAAGACUGUCUCAUUAUCAAGAAUGAGCAGUACAGUCUUCCUGGUGUCCAGAAAUUAUUUUCCAGUUUGAAAGCACUCACCAGCCAUUACCAACACAACAAGCUGCUACUGGCUGAAGUACCUGUCAUGUUGGACCGCUGCUGUCCACCCCGACCCAAAGAGCUCACAAAUAUGAUCAUCAUACGCAACAGCAGCUCUGUAGAAGCUCAAGGGUCCCCAACACCUGAAAGGAACAAAUUCAGUCACAUCCAGUUCCACAUGAUCAGAUAUGGAGACCUGGAAUGGGGUGAAAGCCUCGGAAAGGGAUCCUUUACUCUAAUUUUCAAAGGCUACAAAAAAGACAUCCAUGAUGGGGAGAAACAUGUCACAGAAGUGUUCCUGAAAGAGCUUGAUGUUGUUCACAAAAACUGCUGGGAGUCAUUUUUUGAAGCUGCCAGCUUGAUGAGUCAGAUUUCACACAAACACCUACUCCAUGUAUAUGGCGUCAGUGUUCAUGGUGUAAAAAACAUCAUGGUGCAGGAGUUUGUCGAGUAUGGUGCCCUUGACCUUUACUUGAAGAGAGGGAAAUCUGUGUCAGUGAGCUGGAAACUUGACGUAGCCAAACAGCUUGCGUCUGUCCUAAACUUUCUGGAAGAGAAGAACAUCGUUCAUGGAAAUAUCUGCGCUAAAAAUCUGCUGCUGGCCAGAGAAGGUGACCCGUCGCAGGGCAGCUCUCCUUUCAUCAAGCUGAGUGACCCGGGCAUCUGUGUGGCCAUUCUGGGCAAGAAUGUGAUCCUGGACAGGAUCCCCUGGGUGGCCCCUGAGGUGCUGGAGGCUCCAGAAAACCUGACGCUGGAGUGUGAUAAGUGGAGCUUUGGUGCUACUGUGUGGGAGAUCUUCAACAGUGGGAUCAAUCUGCUGCAAGGCUGGGAUUUAGACCAGAAGCGGAAGUUUUAUGAGAGCGCCCAGCAGCUGCCUCCGUCCCCGUGGACGGAGCUCGCUGAUCUGAUCAGUCAGUGUAUGGACUACCAGGCAGCCUUCAGACCUUCCUGUCGCAGUAUUAUCCGUCAGCUCAACAGUCUGAUCACUUCAGACUAUGUGAUACUACAUGCCACUGACCCCGUCACACAGAGCCCUGUGCUGAGAGCCCUCAGCCCCGCUCAACCAGACCAGGCAUUGUUUGAGGAGAGACACCUACGCUACAUCUCCCUACUGGGAAAAGGAAACUUUGGCAGCGUUGAACUUUGUCGUUAUGACCCGCUGGGUGAUAACACAGGUGAGCUGGUCGCUGUGAAGAAGCUGCAGCCCAACAAGCAGUCAACCCUGGAUGACUUCAAGAAGGAGGUCAAAACCCUCAGUGUUCUUCACUGCGACUACAUCGUCAAAUACAGAGGAGUCUGCUAUAGCAUGGGUCGCCUCAGUAUGAGUUUGGUGAUGGAGUACCUUCCCCACGGCAGCCUUAUUGGCUACUUGGAGAAUAACCGACAUAAAGUCAACACCAGGCGGCUUCUGCUUUUCGCUUCUCAGAUCUGUAAGGGGAUGGAAUACCUGCAGACCCUGCGUUAUGUGCACAGAGACCUCGCAGCCAGAAAUAUCCUUGUGGCCAGUGAGUCGCUGGUGAAGAUCGCUGAUUUUGGGCUGACCAAGAUUAUUCCUUUUGACAAGGAGUACUACCGGGUCACGCAGCCUGGAGAGAGUCCCAUUUUCUGGUAUGCUCCAGAGUCCAUCAGUGAGUCCAGAUUCUCCCCCAAGUCAGACGUCUGGAGUUUCGGAGUCGUUCUUCAUGAGCUUUUCUCCUACUGCAACAUGAACUCCAACCCAAAAAGACUGUGCAUGCAGGAGAUUGGACACAGUGUGCAGGGUCCAUCCAUUUCAAUGCAUUUGGCAAAUAUUCUAAAGACUAACUGGAGGUUGCCGCCUCCUCCAAGCUGCCCACUGAAGGUGUACGGUUUGAUGAAGGAGUGCUGGGCGUAUGACUUCGAGGAGCGGCCAUGUUUCUCCAGCCUGGCAAACGAAAUUGAAACCAUCAUGCAGGACGAGAGAGAAAACCCUAAAGGCUGAUUAGGAGCCUUGUUGCACCUCACUGUUGAACUCAUACUGGAGAGCAACAGUAUGGAAUGGUACAAUUUCAUUGUCAUUUCAUUAUCAUCACAAGUCUCGUCUAGGCAACACCUUAAGCACUCAGGUAAAGCUCUCUUUCCCACUCCUGUAAUGUACAAAGACGCAUUAACAUGUGAGCAGAGGGGAGAGCUUCAUUAACUCCCAGCUGCUGCAUAGGCUAAACAUUGUGUUGUGUAGUAUUGCUUUAGGUAAGAGAGUGUUUGUUUGUUAGUUAGCUUUUAAUCUAUCUAUCUUUAAGUAUUUUGUAAACCAGUGCGAUUUUCAAAGUAGAAGAUGUUGUGGAAACACCUGUUUGGACACAAAAGACAGCAACAUUUAAUAAUAUUUUUUUUGUAUUUUGAAGUACAGUACUUGUAUUUUACAAGUACAGAUUUUGUGGCAACUGCUUUUGUAAAUAUUUGGACAAUAUUUGUCCUUGGAGACUGAAGAUGUUGGAGUCAACAAAGUCUAACAGCAGCAAGACAGCACUUCCUGCUCUGACUAUAUAGUUAAAAUGCUAUGGUAAAGGUUUCAGGUAAAUUAGAUUAAAGUUACUUUAUCUAUCUGGAGACUACUGGAUCACCACAAAGCCAUUUGAUAAACUAAAAAAAAAUAGUAAAAACAAAAUUAUUGUUGUUCAUCUGUGAUAAAGUUUCAACAUUAUCAGUAGUAACAAUUCUCCCAGACACUAUCUUUGUGUCGCAGGUGAUAUUUUUAGACAUUGAGCGCUGCCUGUGUUUGCUUGUAUGUAAAAAUUGAAUUUGUCUUUCCUAAAAUAGAAAGAAUUUAGAAAUGUGUGGUUCACUGCCAUUUUACACUUGUUUUAAAUGUUGUCAUUUAGUUCUGUUGUUUGUCCACAAGAGGGCUCCCCAUUUCCAUGUUCCCUUUAGAAACUGCAAUUACAUGGUACACACAAUCUCACAAGUAUGAAAUCCGAUGAGAUAAAAUAUUCAACAACCAACUACUGUAAUAUCCAUUUCUUACAGGUUUAGUAUCAUUACAUAAAAAAUGUUCCCUGAGUUUGUUUGCACUUGUGGAAGGUUGUCUAAUUUCUAAUAUUUGCUCAAGGUGCAGUAAUAUGCAGAGAAACAUAGUAAGAGGUGUGGGUUACUUGUCCUGUUGACUGUCUGUUGCACAAACAACCUUGUUGAACUUUCACCUCAAUGUAUGUUUUCAGUCAUUUACUACUGCAGUUUUGCAACGUUUUGGCUACAAGAGGGCACCACAGUUCUUUUACACAAACUUUAUCCCUACCAUCCUGCUUUAAAUACAGUGCUUUAAUUUAAGUAAAUACAAGAGAUACAGUAUAAUCUCUAUCAUAUCUAACAAUAUACUACUGGAAGAAUGCUGGAUAGUGCUGUGCUUCCGGACAGAGAACAGCCAAGAACCCACAAGCCUGACGUGUUAGCAAUCAGGUAAAUUGGCAGGACUCAAAACACCAAUCAAUCAGUUAAAAGGCAAAAUUAUAACCGGCAGGGAUCAAUCAGAGAAUCAGAGAGUCCAGGGAAUCAGACAGAUGUUUUCCCAACCUACACUUAUAAUGUUUCAAUGACGUAUUCAAUAUUAAGUACAAUAAUUUGUGUGUUGUUAGUUAAAACCGAUUGUGUUUGUUCAUCGUGUAGCUUACAUGAAGAUAAGACAAAUGUAUGAAUAAAUCAAAUAAAGUAA